AUGGCAAAGAAUAGAGGAAAAAAUCUAGGUAUGUCAGAACAGAUUAAAAUCACUGAAGACGAUAGGGAUACACUUAUGAUUCUUGAAAAUCUUAUUAGUGAGGGUGAAAUUGAGGAGUGUUCUAUGAAUACCGCAUUAGCACCUGAAACUACCAUUAGUAGUAUACUAAACACUUCCCUUCCAACUUUAAACUUUAGACCUAAAUCAAAUUAUAUGCCACCUUUGUCACUAGUAUCAGCUGUUAAUCUUUUUGUGAAAGAAGUCGAAAAAGAAAUUGAUAGAUUACCAAUCAAUAAGAUAAUUGAUUAUAAUUUAUCUAGACAAGAAAGAAUAGCCUUACAGGAACUUAUGAAUACCCUUGGUAUCAUCAUAAAGCAGGCUGACAAAGGCGGAAAUUUAGUAAUUAUGAAUGAAUCGAACUAUGCUUUGGAAGUAAAAAAACAGCUUAAUAAUAAAGAACAGUAUCAACUUAUUCAAGAAAAUCCUAUCGCUAAAAUACAAGGUGAAUUGCUACAUAUACUCAACAAGGCAAGAAAAAAUGGUAUUAUAAGUAAAAAAGAGUUUGAUUACUUGUAUAUAAAAUUUCCUAAAAUACCAGUUUUUUACUACAUCCCAAAAUCAUAUAAAAAUAUGGAAGAUCCCCCCGGACGCCCCAUAAUUUCGGGGAUUGGCAGUAUUGCCGAGCAUAUUGGUAAUUAUGUGGAUAGCUAUUUAAAACCAUUUGUAUCGUCCUUGCCCACAUUUGUUCAAGACACUACUGAUCUAUUAAGACAGUUAGACGGUAUAGAAGUAGAUGAAGAAACCUUAUUAGUAUCAUUAGAUGUAGAGGCUCUUUAUUCCUCUAUUCCACACUCCUUAGGAAUUGCAGCUGCACAACAUUUUCUUGAAUCUAGAGAUGAGAAUGUUAAAAGUGUGGUGGGUGAUUUUCCAUCACUGGUUGCACGUAGAGAUCCCAAUUUAAAAGACAAAUUGGUUAAGAGCGACUUUACACGCAACCCCAAAGCACAAAAUUGUUCUUUGUCUCCUGUUAAUAAUAUGGAGGAAUUUCACCUAUGGAUUCGAUUGCUGUUGGCUGAACUGGAGCGGAAAAUGCACAAUGGAUAUGAUGGUUUACUAACGUUACUGAGAGUCCCACACAAUGAUUUACCCUGGCAGCUCUUAGACAAAUUUAAUAACCAUCUAAAUGGAGUGGACUUACAUACUCUACAAAACACCCACACAAAUAUCCCCAAAUUACGAGAAGGAAGAGUUGGAGGACAGUUCUGGGCAGCUUAUGUUCCCUGUGACACUCAAGGGAAGGAUGCAGUGAAAAGGACACUGGAGCAGAUUGAUGUCAUUCAUCGCAUGUGUCAGAAGUAUCCUGAUGAGUUUUCAUGUGCGUUCAACACGUUUGGAAUCAGGGAAGCAAUGUUUAAUCAUAAAGUUGCCAGUCUGAUUGGAGUGGAAGGUGGUCACUCUAUAGACAGCAGCUUGGCAACACUGCGCACCUUCUACCACUUGGGAGUCAGAUAUAUGACCUUGACACACAGUUGUAACACCCCCUGGGUUGACAACUGGCUUGUGGAUACAGGAAGUGACCCAGCAACUAGCAAUGGAUUGUCUGAUUUUGGGAAAAAAGUGGUCUGGGAAAUGAACCGCCUUGGAAUGAUUAUUGACUUAUCACACGUAUCUGUGAAGACAAUGAAAGAUGCACUUGAGCUGUCACGUGCACCAGUCAUAUUCAGUCACUCAUCCGCAUAUGCACUGUGCAACCAUGCCCGGAAUGUGCCUGAUGAUGUGCUGAGGCUAGUGAAAGAGAAGAGGAGCUUAGUGAUGGUUAACUUCUACAAUGACUAUGUCACCUGUAAUCAGAAAGCUAACCUAUCAAAUGUAGCAGAUCAUUUUGAUUACAUUAAGAAUAUUGCUGGAUAUGAAUCAGUUGGAUUUGGUGGCGACUAUGACGGUGUCCCAAGGGUUCCAGUAGGCCUUGAGGAUGUCUCUAAAUACCCAGACCUUGUUGCUGAGCUUCUGAGAAGAGGAUGGACAAGCCAUGAGCUUAAAGCUGCUCUGGCUGAGAACCUAAUACGUGUGUUUGCGGAAGUGGAGAGUGUAUCCAGGGAUAUGUCCUACGAUUCACCUAGUGAUGUGGCUAUUCCAUAUGAAGAUAUAGAGAGUGACUGUCGCACCAGUUAUGGUUAUAACGUUACAAGGGGUGCAGCUGCACAUCACUUUGUGGGUCAAGCACUUUUGCUAUUUUGUCUCCUCUGCACAUUUGUCCUAUGAUAUCAGUUCUACUGACAAGUCUCUGGCCAUGGAAUAUGUGUAUUGUUUGUGGUGAUAAUAAAAUGAUGUCAUAUAUAUCUUGAA
Messenger RNA from Bombina bombina (fire-bellied toad), 2346 nucleotides. RefSeq lists its product as uncharacterized. Gene Ontology annotation, molecular function: metallodipeptidase activity. The transcript is spliced from 12 exons. Gene Ontology annotation, biological process: proteolysis. The coding region runs from base 1 to 2262 and encodes 753 amino acids. Lineage: Eukaryota; Metazoa; Chordata; Amphibia; Anura; Bombinatoridae. The record is from RefSeq and is a predicted model, not a curated record.